AUUAUUGCAUAAACUCUGGAACUUUUUUACCUUCCGCUCGGGAGAUUUUUUACCUUCGGACCCACCGGACGCCUUUAAUUUGAAUCCAACUUGUGAUUCUUUACCUUCCGCGUUUCGCUCUGUUUCCGUUUUCGAAAAUUAUAUUUUUUAUGGUUUUUUGUCGAUUUCCAAUUUGUCGCUUCACCGCCCUUUUGUAUAUCGAAUCCAGGACAAAACUGGGAGACCGACUUCUCCUGAUCUUGUUCUCUCUCUCUCUCUCUUGAUAUCCACUCUGCAUCUUAAUAUCUUAGUUAAUUGAUUGACCUCGGCGGGCGGUGGGUGGGUGGACAGACCCUAACGACAAAGAUCAUUCUUAAGGGUUUCCGCCAUUCGUUUGUUCUUCCGGAUUUUGUGAAUUGUAGACGGUUUUUUAAUCGAUUGCAGGUUCUGGUUGUGCAUCUGGUGAAUGGCAAACGGGAAUUCCUACUUUGACGAAUUGCGAAAUAAGCCUGAGAUGAUCGAUCCUCCUCAAAAUGAAGAUACACUUGAUGUUAGUGAACAUGUCAGUGACCCUGCUCAAAGUGUUGUAAAGCCUAACACAACUGUCACGAGUAGUGUUCGCGACCUACUGGAAUGUCCCGUAUGCUUGAAUGCAAUGUACCCUCCCAUUCACCAGUGUUCCAACGGUCAUACAUUGUGUUCGGGUUGCAAGCCUCGGGUGCACAACCGCUGUCCAACUUGCCGGCACGAACUCGGAAACAUCAGAUGCCUUGCAUUAGAAAAGAUCGCAGCAUCCCUCGAGCUUCCAUGUAAAUACCAGAGCUUCGGGUGCUCCGGAAUCUUCCCGUACUACAGCAAGCUCAAACAUGAAUCGCAAUGCUCCUUCAGACCCUACACCUGCCCCUACGCCGGAUCCGAGUGCUCGGUCACCGGCGACAUCGCUUUUCUCGUCAACCACCUGAAAGAAGACCACAAAGUCGACAUGCACAACGGGAGCACUUUCAACCACCGCUACGUCAAAUCCAAUCCCCACGAGGUCGAGAACGCUACUUGGAUGCUCACGGUUUUCAGUUGUUUCGGGCAGUAUUUCUGUCUCCACUUCGAAGCGUUCCAACUAGGGAUGGCGCCCGUCUACAUAGCAUUUCUUCGGUUCAUGGGAGACGACAACGAAGCGAAGAACUACAGCUACAGCCUGGAGGUCGGAGGGAGCGGUCGAAAGAUGAUCUGGCAAGGCGUGCCGAGAAGUAUAAGAGACAGCCAUAGAAAGGUAAGGGACAGCUUCGAUGGCCUCAUCAUCCAACGCAACAUGGCCCUCUUCUUCUCCGGUGGCGACAGGAAGGAGCUGAAGCUUCGGGUCACUGGAAGGAUCUGGAAGGAGCAGUAGCCUCCCGCCCCGCCGCCCAUCGGGACCGUCGUCGACUUUUUGGAUGUAGUAAUAAGCAUAAAUAUAUAUAUAUAUAUAUAUAUACAAAAAUGGUGCAGUGAGGUUAGGAAUGAACGGUGCUAUGAAAGCUUAGGAAGCAAAACACUCUUUUGCUGCUCUACGCUGUUAUGCUUCGGAUUCAGAUUCGGAUUUGGAUCAGCAGUCAAGUGUUUUGUUGGUAACUGACUUGAAAUGAAAAUUUCCUCUUUCAUUUCUUUA
Andrographis paniculata is the source of this 1621-nucleotide messenger RNA. RefSeq names its product E3 ubiquitin-protein ligase DIS1-like. Gene Ontology annotation, biological process: ubiquitin-dependent protein catabolic process; multicellular organism development. Gene Ontology annotation, cellular component: cytoplasm. The transcript is spliced from 4 exons. Lineage: Eukaryota; Viridiplantae; Streptophyta; Magnoliopsida; Lamiales; Acanthaceae. Gene Ontology annotation, molecular function: ubiquitin protein ligase activity; protein binding; zinc ion binding. The record is from RefSeq and is a predicted model, not a curated record. Bases 446 to 1363 code for a protein of 305 amino acids.